Molecule: messenger RNA, 1302 nt
Organism: Angiostrongylus costaricensis
Lineage: Eukaryota; Metazoa; Nematoda; Chromadorea; Rhabditida; Metastrongylidae
Source: the annotation of a GenBank genome assembly
AUGAGUGGCGGUAUCUACGGUGGAGACGAAGUAAGUGGCGUAGUGUUCGAUGCAGGCUCACAUAGCUUACGUGUCGGCUUUGCUGGGGAGGAAUAUCCAAAGGGCGAUAUACCGUCUUUUGUGGCUGUUCAAGAGAUUGAGCCAGAUGGAGACGACGUUGAGAUGAAGGAGGUAGCAGAAUCUGAAACUGCAAAGAAGAAACGGAAUGUCUUUAUCGGUACAACAAGUAUCGUUGUUCCAAGACCCAACACAACAAUACAUAGUUUUAUGAAGGAUGGCAUGAUCGAAGACUGGGACAUGUUCGAGAAUUUGUUGGACUAUUCGUACAGUAAGAUACUUCACAGUGAAGCUCAGUAUCAUCCAGCCUUGUUUACCGAAAGCGCUUGGAACGACAAGUCGAAACGGGAACGUCUGACGGAGGUGAUGUUCGAGAAAUAUAACAUACCUGCAUUCUUCCUGUGCAAAAAUGCUGUGCUAACAGCUUUUGCAAACGGUCGAACGAGUGGUCUUGUUGUGGAUAGUGGAGCAAUGCAGACGUCAGCUGUUCCUGUCUACGAUGGAUAUGCUGUUACACAUGCCGUUGUACGCUCACCCAUAGGUGGUGAUAUCAUAUGUGAGCAACUACAACACAUGUUGGAUGAGCAAAAUAUAGACUUAGUACCUAUCUAUAAGAUAGGAGGAAAGGAGGAAGUUAAUGAAAAUGAAGCACCGCGUUGGACGCAGCGGAAAGGUCUACCUGAGGUUACGGAGAGCUACGAUAAAUUCAUGAAGAAGCAGAUCCUCGAAGACAUGGCUCUUUCAAUUUUGCAACUAUGUGAUACUCCUCUCGAUGCAGAGUAUGCAGAGAAAUUACCAUCUGCACCGUAUUCUUUUCCAAAUGGAUUUACUAAGGAAUUUCUCGCCGAGCGAAUAAAAAUACCGGAAAGCUUGUUUGAUUUAAAAUAUCUUCGUAAUGUAUCAGCAUCACAAUCAGCUUUACUAAAUGUGACGCAAAUAGCCACCACAGCGGCAGGGAUGUGUGACAUUGACAUUCGCCCGACACUGUAUAGUGGUCUUAUGGUCACUGGUGGGAAUUCGCUUAUUCUGGGAUUCACUGAAAGGCUAAAUCAUGAUUUGGCUCAUAAAUGCCCACCGACAAUCAAACUUCGUGUUUCCGCCGCUCCAACACCUGUGGAGAGACGAUUUGGGGCUUGGAUAGGAGGCUCAAUAUUGGGAUCAUUGGGCUCGUUUCAACAAAUGUGGAUAGCUAAAUCGGAGUAUGAGGAAACAGGUCGCACUAUUGUUGAGAACCGAUGUCCAUGA